UCAGUUCUUUUUCCAGCAGCACAAGGUGAGUCACUGUGUGCUGUCCAGUCUGCUCCACUGGCCGCCAGCAUGGCACGUCUCGGCCUCCCUUUCCUCCUCAUCCUCAGCAUGUCUUUGAUGCAAAUCAGCUUCAGCAUACCGUCCCGGUUCAGGAAAGCUGUGGCCUCUCGACCUUCUGGUGCAGAGGACGAAGAUGUGAAGUCUCAGCUUCAGCGGCUGUGGCAGGAAGUGAAUUCACUGAAAGAGAUGCAGGCCCUGCAGACAGUGUGUCUCCGUGGCAUUAAAGCCCACAGGAAGUGUUACCUGACAGUUGAAGAGCCAAAGCAUUACCAUGAAGCAAAUGAGGACUGUAUUGCACAAGGAGGAACCCUGGCAACGCCUCGAGACAUGAUGGAGAACAACGAUCUGAGGGAUUAUGCAAAGAGGUCUGGUCCAGGAUCAAAGGACUUCUGGAUUGGUGUGGCCGACAUAGUGAAAGAGGGCCAGUACGUGGAUGUCAACAGUCAACCCAUUAGCUUCUUCAACUGGGACCGCUCCAAGAAGCAGCCCACUGGCACCAAGAGAGAGAGCUGCGUGGCUCUGUCAGUAGCAGCACAGGGGAAGUGGCAUGAUGAAGUGUGCCGCAGUCUGAAGAAGUAUAUUUGUGAAUAUAUCAUUCCCUGAACUCAACCGUCUCUAAAAAUGACAUUUAGAAAUUCAGCCUUAAGGCUAAAAUAUUUGUCAUUACUUUUCAUAAAAAGGCAUAAAAAGUCAACAUAUGUUGAUGCAUAUUUCUUCUCAACAGUAAAGUAUGCCACGGUCUAUUAUAAACAGGUUGUUCGGUAUAUGACUUUUUUUCUUUCUUCUGAAUAUCAGUACACUUCAAAUGGAGUUAACAUGCAGAGAACAAUGAAAUGCAAAAAUAAACUUGUGUUUUUCCA
Synchiropus splendidus (mandarinfish) is the source of this 920-nucleotide messenger RNA. RefSeq names its product C-type lectin domain family 3, member A (gene clec3a). The coding region runs from base 70 to 663 and encodes 197 amino acids. The transcript has 3 exons. The record is from RefSeq and is a predicted model, not a curated record. NCBI's taxonomy places the organism in Eukaryota, Metazoa, Chordata, Actinopteri, Syngnathiformes, Callionymidae.